This is a messenger RNA of Diprion similis, 4218 nucleotides long. It is a transcript of the gene NKCC, whose product is annotated as bumetanide-sensitive sodium-(potassium)-chloride cotransporter. The transcript has 19 exons. Gene Ontology annotation, cellular component: membrane. Bases 527 to 3544 code for a protein of 1005 amino acids. Gene Ontology annotation, molecular function: sodium:potassium:chloride symporter activity. The record is from RefSeq and is a predicted model, not a curated record. Lineage: Eukaryota; Metazoa; Arthropoda; Insecta; Hymenoptera; Diprionidae. Gene Ontology annotation, biological process: potassium ion import across plasma membrane; chloride ion homeostasis; potassium ion homeostasis.
CGGAUAUUUAAAAGGUCAAGAUUUAUGAUCGAUUACGGGUAGUAAGGUGCACCUUCGUACGGACGCGUGUGAACUAAAUCGCUGUAUAACUCCCAGAGGCGCUAAUAACCGGUGCUAUCCGCUUAUUAAUCCUUUGCAUAAAUAUUCCUGUCAGCCAAGCUAAACUGCCUUUAAGAGAUGAUCAAUUUCAAGCGUAAAUACGAAGACCUUUAACUACCGUGUGAAACUACUAUCAAGAAUCAUAACAACACAAACGCGCAAUAACAGAGAAACGGAGACACGUGCGAUCUGGUUUCUCAAAUACACAAGAUGAGUGACAGAGUUAUCAUUAAAUUCUCAUCACAGAAAUGAUGGUGAUGAAAAAUUGAAUAAAAUUGUAGUGGAAACCCAUUACAUUGCACAUGUAUUUUAAUUUCAAAUUGGACGACAGUAUUUUAACAUCUGUGACAAAGUUUUAAACUCGUUAACUUCAGUUUCGAAAAGUUUUUAACAAUUUCACCCAGGGGACGUAAUUUUAUUCAGCGGCAUGGAGGGCAAGUUUCAGAAUAGAAACACUGAGGAUGGCGCAGCAGAGAACAAUGAUUCGAACAACAGAAAAUCCCCGUUAACAUUGAACGUCUCCGGUCUUUGGGACGUCGUGCCCAGGCUUGACCACUACAGGUUAAGCAGAAGAGCUAAACGGCCGUCGCUGAGUGAUUUGCACGAAGAAAAUCCCGUAAAGGACGCAAAUAUUGAGACAGGACAGCCGAACGGCGGAGCAAAACCUUAUGAGGGAAUAAAGUUGGGAUGGAUUCAAGGGGUCCUAAUACCAUGCCUCCUCAAUAUCUGGGGUGUGAUGCUUUUUCUGCGUCUCUCCUGGGUCGUAGCACACGCCGGGAUCCUCGAGAGUCUCAUCAUCAUUGCGAUAUCAGCGGUGGUCUGCGUCAUUACAACGUUGAGUCUCAGUGCCAUUAGUACAAAUGGAGAAGUUAAGGGAGGGGGUAUUUAUUACAUCAUAUCGAGAUCUCUGGGUCCUGAAUUCGGGGCAUCUGUCGGCAUCGUCUUCGCGUUUGCAAAUGCUGUGGCAGCCUCUAUGAACACGAUCGGAUUCUGCGACUCGCUGAACGAUCUGUUGAAGGAAAAUGGGCUUCAGAUCACCGGCGAUACCACAAAUGACGUCAGACUAGUCGGAGUCAUUGCUGUCCUGGUCAUGAUCUUGAUAUGUGCUAUUGGCAUGGAAUGGGAAUCCAAGGCACAAAAUUUCUUGAUUGCUAUCAUUGUAGCCGCAAUCUUCGACUUCAUCAUUGGAACUAUUAUCGGCCCGAGUACUCAAGAACAAGUGGCGCAGGGUUUCACUGGAUUUUCAUCGGAGGUCUUCAUGACGAACUGGGUCCCGGAUUACCGGUAUUCCGAAAACAAAGAUCAAACCUUCUUUUCGGUAUUUGCCAUUUUCUUCCCCUCCGUGACCGGCAUCCAGGCCGGCGCAAAUAUUUCCGGUGACUUGAAAGACCCGGCGAAAAGCAUCCCCAAAGGAACGUUACUAGCCCUGCUCAUCUCUAUGAUCAGCUACGCGACGUUCGUACUUUUUGCCGGCGGUGCAGCCCUGAGGGAUGCAAGUGGAGAAGUGUUCAAUGGAACUAUCGUUGAAUGCACCAACUGUACUUACGGGCUGCACAACAGUUACUCGGUGAUGCAACUAAUGUCCGUAUGGGGCCCCUUCAUUUACGCCGGGUGUUUCGCAGCCACACUAUCCACAGCUCUUACCAAUUUGCUCUCAGUUCCUCGACUUAUUCAGGCACUUGGGAUCGAUAGAAUUUAUCCUGGGUUAAUAUUCUUCAGCAAGGGUUACGGCAAAGCUGGAGAACCGUACAGGGGUUACGUCUUAACCUUUUUGGUCGCAUCGCUUUUCGUUCUCAUUGCAAAUUUAAACGCGAUUGCACCACUCAUUUCGAACUUCUACCUUGCUUCAUACGCGCUUAUUAACUUCUGUACCUUCCACGCUGCUCUCGUGAGGCCGUUGGGAUGGAGGCCAACCUUUAAGUACUACAACACCUGGUUAUCUUUGGCGGGUUUCAUCUUGUGCGUGGCCAUCAUGUUCCUGAUUGACUGGAAAAUGUCACUCGUAACCUUCAUUAUUAUUUUCGCUCUCUAUCUUAUCGUCGUCUAUCGGAAACCGGAUGUCAACUGGGGCAGCAGCACUCAAGCUCAGACCUACAAAACCGCUUUAUCAAUAGUUUAUAGACUAAAUUCAACCGAUGAGCACGUGAAAAAUUAUGCCCCUCAAAUUCUGGCUUUAACAGGACAGCCGAACGCCAGACCAGCCUUGCUUCAUCUGGCAAAUCUUAUUACGAAAAAUAACUCGCUUCUACUUUGCGGUGAAAUACAUCCUACGCGUUUGUCUUAUAGAAUACGAUCAACGCAUCUCCGGGCUGGAUAUGCAUGGCUUCACCGCCACCGCAUUAAGGCCUUUUAUCACGUCGUGGAAAGCCUCGGAUUGGAAACCGGUGCUUCAGCCUUGAUGCAAGCAGCAGGUGUCGGGCGACUUGCUCCCAACGUUGUCCUCAUGGGAUAUAAAACACACUGGGCAACUUGUGAGAGAAGAGAACUUCAAGAAUACUUCAACGUUCUCCACAACACUUUUGACAAUCGCAUGGCUGUAGCAAUUUUACGCAUUGCGGAAGGGUUGGAUUGUUCUGGUUCUGGAAACGGCGUUAGCGAUGAUCAAGAACCUCAUGCUUUGGCCCAAAGCAGUUAUGACUUGGCCGGAAAUGCACUCAUGCAUGCAGACAGUGAUCUUUCGAUCAGCACCGGCAUUUCUCGCGUGCACAGCGUUCCCAGCAUCGCUACGCAGUACACACCGAAUGAUAAUGUGAGUUUAAAGUCUGUACCGAAUAAUGGCAGUGCUCGCGACCAGUUGAAGAAUAAGAAGAAAAUAACAACUGACAAAUUGUUAAUCGGAAACGGAAUCUCAACGGCUCCAGAGUACAUGACCAUUUUUCAGAAGAAACACAAAAACGGUGUGCUCGACGUUUGGUGGCUCUACGACGACGGAGGUCUCACAAUCCUUUUACCAUACAUAAUUAGCACGAGAGCUAACUGGGAGAGUUGUAAAAUGAGAAUCUUCGCCCUAGCAAAUCACAAGCAAGAAAUAGCUGCUGAAGAGAAAGAAAUGGCGGAAAUAAUGAACAAAUUUCGUAUCAAGUACACCAGUUUGAAAAUGGUAGAUGACAUCAGUGUCCAACCACAGCCUGAGACUCAGAGAUUCUUCGAUACGCUUAUAUCCGGUUUCAGAGAAAAGGAUGGAGUUAACAACACUGAUUAUACUGUCACGGAAGCGGAGCUGCAGAAUUUGCGUGAUAAAACGAAUCGUCAAUUACGACUCCGCGAAUUGCUGUUAGAGAACUCGAGUGAAUCAACGUUUGUCGUAAUGUCCUUGCCAAUGCCAAGAAAGAGCGCAGUGUCAGCAGCCCUUUACAUGGCAUGGCUGGAAGCCUUGACGAGAGACAUGCCUCCGACCCUUUUAGUGCGAGGGAAUCACACGUCUGUGCUGACCUUUUAUUCGUAGUCUAGCUUAAAUUUCAUCUGACUGCAAGCAGACACUUACAUAUACUCGAUUAACGAUCAUUCAUUAUAGGAAGUAAUUAUAACGAGCAAGCUCUUCUACUGUAAUUGCAGAAGAGACUAGAUCACAUAGAUUCAGCGUUGCAGGUGGCAUUGCCAUAUAACAUAAUCAAUUUAUUUAACCCACUGUAGACCAGGGGAUUUUAUCUCUUCUUAUAAUGAAUUUUGUACUACGAUUCAUACUUGUACGUAGAUAAUUAUAAAUCAAUAUUCGGAGGCAGUUAAUAACUUGCAUUUAUGAAACUAUGGCACAACAAUAUGUUCUUAUUAUACUUGUACUUUUCAGUACUAAGAAUUUCUCAUCGACUGACGUUGUGCAGCGUGGUUGCAAAGAUUUUAGAGAAAAUUAUUAACGUUAAAUUUUUCAACGUAGACAUUUUAAGCAACAAAUUGUCACUAGAUUAGUUAAUGUAGAAUACGAACCAUAGCGUAGAGUUCAUCAUUAUUAAUUUUAUACAAUGAACAGUACUUAGUAUUUAUUUCCGUUAUUUUACUGCAUUUUGUUUUUAUUUUUAUUUUUUCGAAAUUUUUUUUUCUUGUUUUAUAUAUCACAAUAAAUCACGCUCCCAUACUUGUAUGAUGUGCGUUAAUCCAAGCUUGAGAUGAAGUAUGACAAUA